AGUUCUAGCACCGCCCAAGACCACUCUCCUCUCCACGUCAUCCAAUGCCCAUCAUGCUUUGCGCAGCGCAUUGCUAGUUCUACGAGAGGACAUUUGUGAUAGGACACAGCUUUGAAGUCGGACAAACUCGACAGUAACCAUGGCCGACACCAUUGAGGAGAAGAUCAAGAACUACAGGACGGCACCUUUUGACGCACGUUUCCCCAACGUCAACCAGACGAAAAACUGCUUCCAGAACUAUCUCGACUUCCACAGGUGCAACAAGGCCCUGUCGGACAAAGGUAUGGAGACGGCCCCAUGUGACUGGUACCAGAGGGUAUACAAGAGCCUGUGCCCCAUGAGCUGGGUUGAGAAGUGGGAUGGGCAGAUUGAGGAUGGAAACUUCCCUGGGAAAAUCUAAGUGGACCAUUCGUCUCUCCUACAGAGUACCUCAUGAUUUUUAAUCAUGUGUCACUCUUCUAGUUCUUUCAUGUAGGUUUGAAAGAGAACGCCCUGUACCAUCCUGAAGGGUCAUCAAAAUGUUGUACAAUGUAAAUGUAAAUGUUGGUUACUUAAAUAAAGGCGCACAAUUUACCAUGUUAAUAUAA
This is a messenger RNA of Engraulis encrasicolus (European anchovy), 587 nucleotides long. Its product is annotated as cytochrome c oxidase subunit 6B1. NCBI's taxonomy places the organism in Eukaryota, Metazoa, Chordata, Actinopteri, Clupeiformes, Engraulidae. Gene Ontology annotation, cellular component: mitochondrion; respiratory chain complex IV. Bases 140 to 400 code for a protein of 86 amino acids. The record is from RefSeq and is a predicted model, not a curated record. The transcript is spliced from 4 exons.